Falco peregrinus (peregrine falcon) is the source of this 3612-nucleotide messenger RNA. It is a transcript of the gene MINDY4B, whose product is annotated as MINDY family member 4B. Lineage: Eukaryota; Metazoa; Chordata; Aves; Falconiformes; Falconidae. Gene Ontology annotation, biological process: protein K48-linked deubiquitination. Gene Ontology annotation, molecular function: cysteine-type deubiquitinase activity; K48-linked deubiquitinase activity. The coding region runs from base 371 to 1600 and encodes 409 amino acids. The record is from RefSeq and is a predicted model, not a curated record. The transcript is spliced from 8 exons.
CCUUUCUCCGGCUCAUCACCCCACUGAAUUUGCUCAACUUCACAGACGUCUGCUAAGUCUGCUUUUUUUUUCGCUUGAGCUAUGCACUUCCCACCCAGCCCUCACAGCCCUGAGUCCAUCCCUCUUGUGGUCAGUCGGCACAGAGGGAGCUGCAGCCCUGCAGCUGGAAAAUACCCCCUGCUCCUGCACCAAGCCUGAAGCCAGCCCCUGCAGAGCUGCAGUCAGCUUUGUACAGCACUCUGUCCAGCAUUAAACAUUCAUGCUGCUUAUACAGCGAACAGAAAAACAUGGACUGUGACGGGCCCUCAUGAAAGCUUAACCACGGCGUGACAGUGGGAGAUGACAGCGAGCCCCAGGGGGUGUCAGGCAAAUGGGAUUCGGGUGCUGGCAUGGGUCUGGGGGGAGCUGCUCCCUGAGCAGUCCCAGCACCCACAUCCCUUGGCAUCACCUGGAGCACAGGUGGCAGCAGAUGGGUGACCAUGAGGCUGAGCGCACCAUGCCACAGACAGAGCUAGAGGAGAUCACCAGCAGAAUUUCAGAUCUAAACAAAUGGAGAGAAAUUUUUAGUUUCCAUGGCGAGGCCAGGGCAGCGAUGGCGAUGGCCCACCUGCAGCUGGGAAGCAUCACCCCCCCCUCCACCGUGCCCAAGCCCUUCCUGCUGUCUCCAGACACAGGUGGCCAGCCCAUCUCCUUGGAAAUGGCAACGGGGCUGAGAAAGCUGCUAUUUGGAAACCUGUUCCACCUCUUCAGCUGUGAAUGGGAAAAAGCGUACUUCAGGUUUCACGAGCCGUACUCUGACCUGGCCUAUGCUUUGGAAGCAGAGAAGUGGGGACCAAGAGCCAUUCUGAUGGCUGUACAAGCACACAUCAUCAAGUACCUGCUCUUUGUAAGAAACACGGAAUAUACUCAUCUGGAAAGGCUUUGCAGGAUAAACCGGCGGGAGCAAGGGGAGGCGCUGGCUGCAGCCCUGGCAGACACCCUGUGGGCAGCAGGAGAAGGUGGGAGAGCCGUGAUCUGCCUCGUCACUGCAGCCAUCCACGUAAUGCCAAGCAGAGGCUACAAAGCCGACAACUUCACAGAAAGAAUCCAGCUGUUUGAGUUCUCUGAGAAAGCAGCAGCUCAGGAGUUCAUUUUUGACCAUAUAAACUGUGUAAGUAUGGGGUAUCUGCUUUAUUCUGAGUUACCGUGUUGCUUGCUUAUGUCUUAUUUCCCAUUCGAAAGCGGACGCUUCAGGGCCAACAGCUGUGCCCAGCGCCGGGCUGUCCCCCUCUCCCAGGUGUGCCCCAGGCUGAGGACACCCCGGCUGCCCAUCUGGCUGUGCAGCGUCAGCGGGAGGUACAGCGUUCUCUUUGGCACCGACAGCCAGCUCCUCUCCGACUGGAAAAUGGAGAGAGUCUUCCACCUGUACUUCUACAGCGGGCAGCAGGAGCAGAGAAAAACAGCCCGUCUAACCAUAGACACUCAUUCACAUCACUGGGAAAAGGACCAAAGCGAAGACCCAAGCAGCCCAGGGAAGAGGCGUCCGUCCGUGGAGAUGGCAAUCAGGACCAAGUGGGCAGGCGCAACAGUCAACUGGAAUGGGACAGACCCCUUCUUUUGAGGAGUCAAAUGGGACAGAUCCCUCGUUCUGAGGAGUGCCAGCAUCUCCCACUUGCUGCCAAUUCCACCAAACACUGUGGUCUGGAGGAGACAAAAGGCUUUCACCAAUAAAACAGCCUUUGGUGCCCUGAGUGGAUACGCUGUUCAGCAAGGCAUUACACCUGCUGCAAAAGCCCAUGACAGUGAAGAACAGUCACAAGUGACACUGCCUCACGGCAUACACUUCCCAGGUGGUAGGAUGCAAGUUCUGCUUCCCACAGCAGCUGGCAGAAAAAGGAAAGAGGGUGGCAAUUUGCUUUCCUCAUGCGCCCAGGUGACCUCUGAAUUGAACAGAAAUUCCAGAAGGGGGGCAAUGACAAGUGCAGACCCCACAUUAGCUUGCUAACCAGCAGGGUCCUCACCCUGGCUGGGUGAAUCUCAGGUUGGUUACAACCACUUCUUUUUUAUUAUUUUUGUAAAAUUCAAACCGUUUAAACUUCUGGAUCACUUGCAGAAAGGUUAUUGUUCUCAGUACAGUUGUCACUAGCAACACACAUUUUGGUAUGAGUAAUAGGUCUUUUUUGGGUGACGUCUAUAAAAAAGAAGUGGAAAGUGAUUAACGUGAGCAAGGAGCGAUGCGCACUGCCCGCGCUCACCAGGCUGCUGGAGGGUGCCAGAACUUAGCCAUGCUCAGAGUCAGUAAAACCACUGAAUCAUAGAAUCAUUCAGGCUGGAAAAGACCUUCAAGAGCAGAGUCCAACCAUUAAACCAGCACAGCCAAGUCCACUGCUAAACUAUGUCCCUAAGGGCCACGUCUACAUAUGUUAAAUACCUCCAGGGAGCACCCAAAACCUGGGGGCACUGGCGAGAGGGCAGCCCCCAGCACCAGCCAUGGAGCUUCCCGCACAAGCCAGAGCCAGACGGUGCUGGCAGAUGACAGGCAGCCUGCCUGCAGGCAGCAGGGCACCCACCCCACCAGAACCCCCUACCAGACUGGGGAGGCCACAUUGCCUACCUAACAGCACCUGGGGCUGCCCGCAGGGGCUUCGCAUCAGAGCCAGGGUCAAAAGGGUGGAGAAGAGCCCACCCCAAGGCAGGGACCUUGCAACGAGACACUGCAAGACAGCACUGAUUUUAACUGGGGAAUGCCAGCAUGCGCUUAUGCAAAUAAUGAAUUAAUAAAGAAUAAAUGAAACUGUGCAAUAAAUGCUAACAAAGCUCAGUCACUGAGCACAACAUGGUAUAUUGUGAGGCUAGUAUGCCAUAUAUACUAAACGGGUUACUACACAGAUAAAAAGGUGUGAAGACCAGCCUUCCAGAGCUGUUUUCCACAGUGAGGAGGCAGCACCAGCCCUUCCCCUUGCUCUCAACAAGCCGGGGGCACGGUCAGCACACCCUGCCCUGCCUGCACUAGCUCUCACUGGUGCAGCAGAGAGGGGCCCCAGCACUGCUGAGCCAGUGCCAGCAUGUCACCCUGCCAUGACUGUGCUGGCAAGGCCAGCCACUGGUGCAGGCUGGGGAACAGGGUGUCAGCAGCAGGGUCCCCCAUCCCUUCGGCCGUACCAUCACCCCCAGACACCUGUCUCUCACCCCAGCCCCUGCUCAGGCACACCCCACUGCUCCCCAUCCUGCUCACAAAACUGGAUGAAGCAAACACCCAUCUGCUAAAGACAGAAAAAGGAAGAGAAACCAUGCUGUAUCAGACUGCAGGAACAGACACCCUCACCACCUCCCUCAGGCUUUCAUCCUUCUGCCCCCACGUCUUCAUGUCUUUUUAUAACCUUGCAGCACAGGACUAAAUUUAAACUGCUGAUUUCCCUCAAUGAGAAUCAAGUCCUUGCUCAUUUCUCUGAGGGGGCAUAUCACACUUAUGGGUGCUUCAAAAAUGAGAAGCAAUGAUGACACAAUCUGGCUAUUAGUCAAGCUUGUCUGAAAAAAACCCCACCGCUCCAGCACCUCAGAAAGCUCUGUCCUUGUGACAGGGGCAACAGCUACAGUUUUUCACUUCUAGUCUGCAAAUUUCUUUGCAGAAGA